GCUGAAUUAUUCAUGCUCUCCAUUUUGCAGGAAUGCCGAGUUUGUAGGUGAAAUCCGUAAACAGCAAGGAGAACAUGUUGGUGAAGGUGGGAUCUGCCUCACGGUCUGUCUCGCUGGGGUGGCUCAGUGUAGCAGUAGGAGCUGUAUUUGGGAAGGAACUCCCUCUCUUUCCCAUAAGGCUGUCCCUGUCCUUUUGAUGGGUUUAUACAGGAUUUCCUGCUGAGUCAAUAGAGGAGGAGUGCAGGGAGAUAGCAGCCGGGAUUCCAGGGAGCCAGAGGAGGUUGCAGCCCGGCGGAGGCAGAGCAGCGCUGCCUUUUGACUUAUCCCCUGGAGCCCUCCACCCACUCCCUCCAUGUCCACAGCUAGCAAGCGUUUGUCUCACCAUGAGUUCUGAGUUAAACGUCCCGGUGGAUCCCUCCACCCCUGCUUGCUGCUCUGAGCCCGGCACGAAGGGCAUGGAUUACCGGGACUGGGUCCGGCGCAGCUACCUGGAAUUGGUCACGUCAAACCACCACUCUGUUCAAGCCCUUUCCUGGAGAAAAUUGUACCUGAGCCGAGCCAAACUGAAAGCUUCCAGCAGGACCUCUGCUCUGCUCUCUGGAUUUGCCAUGGUUGCCAUGGUGGAGGUGCAGCUGGAGGUGCAGUACAAGUACCCCCAGAUGCUGCUGAUCGCCUUCAGUGCCUGCACGACGGUGCUUGUGGCGGUUCAUCUCUUCGCCCUCCUCAUCAGCACCUGCAUUCUGCCCAACGUGGAGGCAGUGAGCAACAUCCACAACCUGAACUCCAUCAGCGAGUCCCCCCACGAGCGCAUGCACCCCUACAUCGAGCUGGCCUGGGGCUUCUCCACCGUCCUGGGAAUCCUCCUGUUCCUCGCGGAGGUCGUGCUGCUGUGCUGGAUAAAAUUCCUGCCUGUGGGCUCCAUCCUGAAGAACGAGACCACCAACGUGGAGAAGCCCAGCAGCCACGCGGGGUGGCAAUCAGCACUGGUCUCCACCAUCAUCAUGGUCCCCGUGGGUCUGAUUUUUGUCGUCUUCACCAUUCACUUCUACCGCUCCUUGGUGCGGCACAAAACGGAGCGACACAACCGGGAGAUCGAGGAGCUCCACAAACUGAAAGUGCAGUUAGACGGGCAUGACAGAGGCAUGCAGGUGGUGUGACAGAGCCUGCACACUGCCUCAGCUGGGGCUGAGGGCAAAACACCCCGUUUGCUACUUGGUGGGACGCACCAGGUGAUGGAUUGUCUUGAGGCUUCAAUAUGUAAAUGCUAAUUGCCUGCCAUUUCUAGCUGUGGGUUCUAGUGCUGUUUCACAUGCUGGGGUCUCUGGCCUGAUUCUGGUCCUACACACUUGGUACUUGAGUUGACACUGCCGUGGAGUUGAAGGUCAAAACUUUACCUUAACAUUGGUUCAGGUAGCCAAAAAUCUGUAUUUUUUACAAAUGCAAUAUUCUGUUGCCAAAAGUAAAACUGCAUCAGCUUCCAAACAGCCAGUGUGUGUGUGUGUGUGUGUAGGACCUGUCUUACAUGUCAGAACUCCCUGGCUGUCAGUGCAGCCACGAUUAACUGGCUGCUCAUUUCUAGGGCAGAGCUGGUUAAUGUGGGUACCUGCAGCUGACUCAAGGACAUCCGGGAAAGCACAACAGAAACUGAAAGUGUUGAUCACCAUUGUUCCAAAGCAAGUAUUCCAUAAAUACAUAACCAGAAAGAAAUCAGCCUUAGCUUUUUUUGUUCUUUUCUUGCUAUUCUUUACUAUAUUUUUACAGCUGGGGAUGUAGAAUUUUCAAUUGCAGGAGGCUGGGAAGUUCUCUCGUACUUUCUUCAGCAGCGUCUGUCACUUUAGAUCGAAUGAGUGCCAAGAUCAUGUGUUUUUUCCCAAGAAGAGGCAAGAGUGCCCAGGGAAGGCUUACAGGUGUUUUAGUUUUAACAAGGACAUUCUUAAAACAGAACAGUGCUGGGGAAUUUAAUGAGACAAAACUUUGAAGGACUAGCAAAGCGAGUUUCAAGGAGGUAAGGAGUGACAGCAGAUAUCGUUCGAAUCUGUUGCUGUGUCUUCUUCAUUCACGUGUUGCUGCGAUGCCUUUUGCCUGUUUUGCUGGAGAGAACAAGCCCAGUCCUGUGUAUUCCAUCAUUUGGCUUUUUUCAAUUGGCUGUAGCAUUUUUCUGUCAGAAGUGAAUGCUCCCUUCUCCCUCCACCAAAGCAGGCAGCUCCUCUGGUGGAACCCUGAGCUGUGCUGGCGAGCCUCAUGGAGCUGGAUCCGGCGGGAAUGCUGUGUGCCAUUAAAGAGCUAUCCAUUUCCCUUGAGCUCAUUUCUUUUUUCAGCAGCUGAGACAAUGACACUUGCAUGUCUGUGUUGCUUAGCAAGGGAAGCUUGUUAAUUCUGUAGCAUCCUUGUGGGUGAAAAACUUCUGUAAAAAAAAACAAUGUUAUGAUUUUUGGUAACUUUGUGGAGGGAAAAGAGUGUUUUGCAAUCAUGAGCUCUUUGAAGGGAAAGUAAGGCUUUCUGCCACACAGGGCUGCAAGAAGCAUAAGCACAUUUUCUUGGCCCUGAUCCUGUGCUGAUUUCCUCCUCUGCACUCAAAAACUGCAGUUUCAGAGUCUCCGAGGCCUUAUAGGUUUCUGAAAUCAUUAAGGAUGUUUGUAAUGUUCUAUUUAACCCUGGUCCCUUAUUCCACUGGGGUUUGAGAAACCUAAUGGCAGUGUAUUAUUACAUGUCAGCUUCCCAGAACGGAGAGUACAUGCAAACCCCAGGGCAGCAGGGUGAGACUAUCCCAAUAUUCCUCUCUGGUGGGGGCCUUGGGAAACCAGCUCUCAUCUCUCUUGUUUACAUGCGAAUGUGAGCGUUGCUGAACAAGUUGCUUAGCACUGUGUCUGUGGCUUUCAUCUGCUGUUCUUGCUGCAGUUGGCAUGCACCAUAUUGGCUGAUGUGCAGCAAAGAAAAAUAGGCUUUGUGUGCUAAAUGACUAAUCUGUACUCAUGUGCAUAUGCAAAAAAAUGAGGAGUGUCCUCCAGGAAGUGGGUGGUCCUGAAAUUCAUACAAACUCCCCAGGAAUCCACCCUCUCUCCCUUCCUCUUUUUACCAUAAUAAAAAUUAAAGGUUUAUACAACAAAA
This is a messenger RNA of Neopelma chrysocephalum (saffron-crested tyrant-manakin), 3108 nucleotides long. RefSeq names its product ORAI calcium release-activated calcium modulator 2 (gene ORAI2). The coding region runs from base 384 to 1157 and encodes 257 amino acids. Gene Ontology annotation, molecular function: store-operated calcium channel activity. The transcript is spliced from 5 exons. Gene Ontology annotation, cellular component: membrane. Lineage: Eukaryota; Metazoa; Chordata; Aves; Passeriformes; Pipridae. Gene Ontology annotation, biological process: store-operated calcium entry. The record is from RefSeq and is a predicted model, not a curated record.